Salmo salar (Atlantic salmon) is the source of this 2097-nucleotide messenger RNA. The record is from RefSeq and is a predicted model, not a curated record. NCBI's taxonomy places the organism in Eukaryota, Metazoa, Chordata, Actinopteri, Salmoniformes, Salmonidae.
CGAGGAGCAGCAAAGGAUGCUGGGAAACAAUAGACAUCUAUAUCCUGGGGCAGAGGACGAGGAAGAGGAGGAGGAGGAAGAUGAAGAAGAGGAGGGUGAGGAAGAUGACCGUGAUGAGGAGGGAGAAGAUGGGGAGAACGGCGAGCUGGAGGGAGAAGAGGAAGUGGAGGAAGUCAGGCGAGGAGGAGGCAUGUCGCGAGGAGGCAGGGAUGAGGGGCACAGGCAAUUAGGCAAAAUGGCUGGACGACCCACAGGAGACAGACAGAUACGACCCGGCAACAUCGGGCACACAGUAAACCCUUAUUCAUCCAACCAUGGACCCACCCAUCAACAGCCAGCCAAUCAGCAGCAGCAGCAGAAGAGGCUGAGAGAGCAUAGCUCCAGCAGGGCGCCGUCAGAGGACGCCCACAUCGCCAUGAUGGUGUUCCGCAUCGGCAUCCCCGACAUCAAACAGACGAAGUGUUUGCGGUUCAACCCGGAUGCGACCGUUUGGAAGGCCAAGCAGCAGGUGCUGUGUUCUCUGACCGAUUCGUUGCGGGACGUGUUGAACUACGGUUUGUUCCAACCAGCCACCGAAGGCCAUGACGCCAAGUUCCUGGAGGAGGAGAAGAUGCUGAGAGAGUACCCACAAUCCUUUGAGAAGGGGGUACCAUAUCUGGAGUUUCGUUACAAGACCAGAGUGUACAAACAGACCAAUCUAGAUGAGAAACAGCUGGCUAAGCUGCACACUAAGGCCAGUCUGAAGAAGUUCAUGGACUACAUCCAAAGUGGCUCUGUGGACAAGAUGGCCAAGUUCUUGGACAAAGGGCUUGACCCCAACUACCAGGACCCUGACACGGGAGAAACCCCCCUGACGUUGGCGGUGCAGUGUGAGCCGGGGGGAGGGGAGGCCAUACGGGGGCUGGUGCUGGGAGGGGCUCAUCUUGAUUUCAGGUCCAAGGACGGACUCACACCUCUACACAAGGCUGUCCGCAGCCACUGCCACACAGCCUUGCUGACCUUGCUGUCUCUGGGUGCGUCUCCGGACUAUAAGGACCGGCGGGGGCUGACUCCGCUCUACCACACUGUGCUGACAGGGGGCGACACCUCCUGCUGUGAGACCCUGCUCCACCACCGCGCCAAGCUGGCCAUCAGGGACGAGAACGGCUGGGAUGAGACACACCAGGCCUGUCAGAAUGGCAACGCCCAGCAUCUGGAGCACCCUUUUUACGGGGCAGACUCCACUUCCCAGAAUGCCUCAGGAAACACUGCCUUGCACAUUUGUGCUUUAUACAACAAGGACAGCUGUGCACGAAUUCUACUUUACAGGGGAGCCAAUAAAGACACAAAGAAUAACAGUGGGCAGAACCCAUUUCAGGUGGCUGUCAUGUCCGGCCAUUUUGAGCUUGGAGAGAUUAUCAAAAACCAUCGGGACACGUAUGUAGUUCCUUUUCUUGAGUCUCCCAAAUACGCCCCUCAGAGGCGAGAGAGUGCGCCGCGCACCCUGGCGCUGCCCCAGCCUCACCCCUUCCUGCGUGCCAACAGUGAUAACAGUAUGAACCUGCCUGACUGGAUGGCACUGCCAAAUACACCAGGCUCCAACAUUGUGUCUGUACAGGGCUAUAAGCAUUCAGGUACCAUGCGGAGCUCCAGUAGUCCCCGUGGGGCGCGGACUCGCUCCCGUCCCGAGGGAGAGCAGGGGAAAAGGAGGACAGGAGUCGGCAGAGUCGGAGGCAGGGAGGAAGCGGAGGGGAAGGAGAAGGAGGGGGAGCAGGAGGAGGAGCAGGAGGGGCGGGGUCUGUCAGCAGCAAUACGGUUACAGCAGCAGGGGGCCAGCGGAGGCGUCUCUACAGCGCCGUCCCAGGACGUGUGUUUGUGGCCACGCGCUCCCACUCCGCCCAGGGAGACAGAGAGAUUAGCAUCAGCAAGGGAGACAAAGUCAAAGGUGUGUGUGUUUAGUGUGUCUGUUGCUGAGUGUGGGCGAGGAGGGUUCUGGGAGGGCACGGUUAAGGGACGGACCGGCUGGUUCCCCUCAGACUGCGAGAGCCGCAGUGAGAAAGCCAAGAGACUGUUCCGGCAUUACACCGUGGGCUCCUACGACAGCUUCGACGCUCCCAG